Messenger RNA from Cyprinus carpio (common carp), 2175 nucleotides. RefSeq lists its product as uncharacterized. Gene Ontology annotation, cellular component: membrane raft; external side of plasma membrane. The record is from RefSeq and is a predicted model, not a curated record. Lineage: Eukaryota; Metazoa; Chordata; Actinopteri; Cypriniformes; Cyprinidae. Gene Ontology annotation, molecular function: MHC class II protein binding; protein tyrosine kinase binding. Gene Ontology annotation, biological process: positive regulation of ERK1 and ERK2 cascade; interleukin-15-mediated signaling pathway; T cell activation.
UUUGGAGUACCUGAAAACAACUCUGUGAAAGUGAAGUCAUGUGGCCUGUGCUCAUAUAGAGUCCAGCUGUCCUGCAGUGAGCAUCUGUAUAUGAUGAAGAGUUUUCAGCUUUCUUAUUUCCAGCUCCUGUGUCUUCUAACAGCAGCGUUAUUAGAAUGUAAAGCUGAAACAGAGAGACCCUGCAAGCAGGUUUAUCAGUUGAACAUAAGGCAUUUACACGGUGACAGCAUGUCUAUUUCUUGCCAAACAACACCCCACCCGCUGGAGUCUCUAACAGUCAAACUACGCAGUAUCAUCCCGCUUAAAGACAUCCUGAAUUAUCCAGACACCUCUUCAGCAUCAGAGCACCAGAGAUGGUCUGUGAGGAAUGAUGCUGGAAAUGUUACAUUUGAUCUGAAAGACAUCAGAUCAUCCGAUGGUGGCCUUUAUGACUGUCAGGUCUACAAGGAUCAGGACUGCCUUCAUUCAACUCGAUUUAACCUGAGUGUUAUAAUGUGUGAAACUUUGAACUCUGUCCAUGCAACGCUAAACUCGUCAGUGUUGCUGCCGUGCUCUGAACAUCCUCUACAAAACAGAACUGAACAAGUCACUUGGAAAGUUGUUAGUGGUCAUCAAUUAACGGAUGUAAACCAGUAUCGAGCUCCAUACAAGCCCUCCAGCAGCACAGAGAAACCACCGGACCCCCUGUAUGAGAGAGCGAGACAACUAAAGAACGGAUCUUUGCUUAUAAGGAAUGCAGUACACACUGAUGAAUUGUGGUAUCGGUGCAGAGUGAAUGGAAAAACCUGCUAUGAGAUUAAGCUGGUGAUGAAAGCUGAAACAGAGAGACCCUGCAAGCAGGUUUAUCAGUUGAACAUAAGCCAUUUACACGGUGACAGCAUGUCUAUUUCUUGCCAAACAACAACGCACCCACUGGAGUCUCUAACAGUCAAACUACGCAGUAUCAUCCCGCUUAAAGACAUCCUGAAUUAUCCAGACACCUCUUCAGCAUCAGAGCACCAGAGAUGGUCUGUGAGGAAUGAUGCUGGAAAUGUUAUAUUUGAUCUGAAAGACAUCAGAUCAUCCGAUGGUGGUUUUUAUGACUGUCAGGUCUACAAGGAUCAGGACUGCCUUCAUACAACUCGAUUUAACCUGAGUAUUAUAAUGUGUAAAACUUUGAACUCUGUCCAUGCAACGCUAAACUCGUCAGUGUUGCUGCCGUGCUCUGAACAUCCUCUACACAACAGAACUGAACAAGUCACUUGGAAAGUUGUUAGUGGUCAUCAAUCAACAGAUAUAAACCAGUAUCGAGCUCCAUACAAGCCCUCCAGCAGCACAGAGAAACCACCGGACCCCCUGUAUGAGAGAGCGAGACAACUAAAGAACGGAUCUUUGCUUGUAAGGAAUGCAGGACACACUGAUGAAUUGUUGUAUCGGUGCAGAGUGAAUGAAAAAACCUGCUAUGAGAUUAAGCUGGUGAUAAAAGAUGAUAAAACAUUUUAUUCAACAAUUCUGGAAACACUUUCCACAACAUUGUUAUCCACCACAGAUGCUCCAACCCCAGCUGCUGACAAUACGGCUGGCCAAACUGAAGGCAACAACCAUGAAGAGAGUGAAACAGUGACAGCUAAUCUGACAGUAGUAGUGAUGACCACAGUAGUGUCUCUGUGUGUCCUCAUAUCACUGACCAUUUGUGUCAUUCUUUAUUUCAAAAAACGAAGACGCAAAACCAACAGCCAAACUGAAUUGAACUGCUGGUCUACCAUAUAUUAUUCCAACAUUUCAGGAGGGGUUAAUGGUCUGUUCUAUUCUUUAGAUGAACAUAACACCUGAAUCAUCACCACCUUUGUUGUGAACAAACAGAAGCUCCAGCAUGUAAAGCAGAGGACAGAUAUUUAAUGUGCUUUUGUUGUUGUUGUUGUUUUUCUUUAAAUAAGGGAUGACUCUCAAUCUGGGGAAAACUCCUUAAUAUCAAAUUUCAUGCUGCUUCUAUAGCAAAAGUUCACUUUUUAAUUGAAUGAUGAUUUAUAGAACAGUUGGUUACUGUCAAAAGACAAAACGUAACGGGGUGUGAUGCAUUUUUAUACAGGACACACUGUAAGAGACACAAAUGGCAACUCUUCUGUAGAAUGACUCUUGGAUUUUCUUAUUUUUUUUCUGAACAUAUUCUUUGAUAUAAUGUUUGUAUUGCAAUAA